Molecule: messenger RNA, 2763 nt
Organism: Paramacrobiotus metropolitanus
Lineage: Eukaryota; Metazoa; Tardigrada; Eutardigrada; Parachela; Macrobiotidae
Exons: 4
Coding region: 124-2487 (787 amino acids)
Source: RefSeq, a predicted model, not a curated record
UAAAGCUUAGCAGACCGAUAGUGACUUUGACUUGACGGCUAUAGCACUGAUCCACGUUGUCAAUACAGAUAAGCUUUUUUGUUACUGUUUGCUACUUUUACUCGCUUAAUUCAUAUACUAAUAAUGCAUAAAUUCAGAUACCUGAUGCUGCUGAUUUGCCUUUCCUUUGGCAUGGCUUCUUGUGGCCGACUCCUCAACCUGACUGCACCGAGUUUCUCCAUUCCCUAUGGCAGCUUCCAGAUACAGAUUUUCAAUGUAACUUCACCGACAUUGCAAACAGUGCUGUAUUACGCACCGGCCGUCACUCUACUCCCAGAUGCCACGGAAAUCAUGCUCAACACAGAAAACGGCGCCAACUGCCUCUUUGUAGAAGUAAAACUCUGGGAUAAGCCAUACUUAGCAGCUAUUCAGAACUUUGUCAGGAGCACUCAGGAUCCACAAACCGCGAUUUUUCCGCUUCCCUUCAAAUUUGCUCAGGCGGAAUACUCUCCGAACGGUUUCACACGGGGCAUAAAGAACAGUUCAUGGCAGCCGAUCGCCGGCAUGCCACCAGCAGUCUCGUUAUGCAUCCGCUGUCCUACACCGGCUGCUUGUAACGAUACCAAGAUGGCGAUUCAAACGGACAGCGCUAGUUUUGCCUCACAUUUGUUCGUGACGUUCGCUAUCCAGGAGCCAUUUCCAUCGGAACUAUGUUUUGACAGGAAAGGUCCUUUCAGCGCUAUAACCAACAGCGUUAUGGUGCAAUCCGCCGUCCGGAACUACACUGUAAUGCGCCCCGAUGAUUUUAGGAAUUUUGUUCGAGUAUUUGUCGGGGACGCUAUUCAGCACACCCUCGGGAGGAAUGCGAUCGUGGUUGCUGACGAUGUAGAAAAAGUAAUAAAUCGAACCUAUUUCCGGUUUCCUCAUUACUCAACAACGACUGCAGAACUCGAUAAUGCCAUGUGGGAGGCGUUGUAUUGGGACGAGAGCGAAAGACCGGAUCGAAAGGCACGACGUCUGGAAAGUGUUUUAGGCAAUGGAAAGGCAUGGCUGAAGAAGACUUUAGAGGAAAGCAGUGCUGCCAACAACCGAAAUGACUCCAUAAGAUCCAGAGAUUCGCAGAAUCUAACAGAAGCUUUGGAUGAAUUUAAAUCUGCUAGCAGCGGAAUUUACUGGAACGGAGAUCGGAUACUUCCUAAACCGUUUCCAGUGUAUGUCAUCAGCUUAGACCUACUCAACAUGAACCUGCCCUUUUGCAUUGGGUCUAUCGACUUCGUGAACAGCAGCUACCAAUAUACGGUCACCGCGAAUCUCGGUAAAAGCGUGUCUGACACUGCAACUCCGUCUGCAUCGAAUACCGGAAAAAGAUUGUCUGGUACUGAAACGCCACCGGUUUUUGCAAACAAAUCCUCUACAUUCGAUGACGCGAUCGGUCGCUCUGCGAACGAAACGGCCAUCGUCCACUGGCAAUGUCGUCGAGCUGACAAUCUGUGGGCAUUCUCGAAUUCGCGCAUCACGGUGACCCUUCGCGACGCCAACGACCAACCUUUCAAUCAAUCGAGCGUAACAACCACCUAUAAAUCAGGUGAAUUUACGUUGAGUCUCCCACGAACCACGGGCUACAGCAUCCUUUUCGAAACCUCUGGAUACUCAGGAUCAUCAUACACUCCAAUCAUACUACGCAACUUCAGCCACUUGCUCAGCUUAGACGGCGAGAUUUUCAUGGAACCACUACUGUUUAUUCCGGACCAAUUUAAAGGAACCGGCAAAACAGGAGGCAUCAUACGUUUAAUUAGCAAUAUCGGUAAUAUUUCGGUUUCAGGAAUCAAAAUUCAACUGCGAGCGGGAGUGAACAACUACACGGGCCCUAUUGUGGCCAACACAACCACUACAAUUAACAGCACGUGGUCAGUGGCACUCCCGGGAGGACAUUACACAGCCACAGUGAAGGCACCUGAGAGCUUAUCUGCGUUCACCGCGCCGCCGUUUACUGUGACAAUAGUACCUGGACGCGAUAGUCUUCGUGACUGGGGGAUGACACCAGAGUUCUCAAAGGGAGGCAUUAGAAUCAUCCUUCGAGCAAACGGACUGGCCAGUUCGUACAUGACCCAAGGACUGGCAACGUACGAUGUUAAACUGCGGAUUACCGGUCGGCUGCGGGACAGCAGUGACCAAGGUGCGGAAGUGGGAGUGAAUUCAACUGUUAGCGCGGACAAACUGAUGGUCUACGACUAUAUGGACACGGUAUUCGGCAGCGUCCUUAUUCGGAAACAGCUGCCGGGUGUUUACCGCAUAGAAGUCUAUGAAGCGGAUGCGAUGAAGCCAAACCCGGCUUCCAAAUGGCCAGAGUGGAAUCUGGCUAACUCGCAGGCCAUGGUGCAGAUCUACCGUGGUGAUACAUUGUGGGCACAAUAUUUCGUGCCGAUUACAAAUGGAACUCUGUGGACGGUGGCCGAGAUCAACGGAUCCCGCAUCACGGUUAUCAACCAAAUAAGCACCGUUAAAUAAUAUGUCUUACGUUUCCGGAAAACUUGUCCUCCGGUGAAAAGCAGGCAUUAGAAAACGGCAGUCGACAAUACGGACGACACUUGAUUGUUAAAAAUUCAGAUGGUGCGACGAUAUUUCAGAAACGGGUCCAACGCAAAACUUCCAGUGGCGUAGGAGAUUUCUGUCGAUUGAGUGUGUCUUAGUGCUUUUGGUGAAUUUGCUGUUUGUGUUUAGUUAUUUAUCGGACUAAUAGAAAAAUCGAAAUACGUGAAUGCUGUAUCAAGAAAUAUUAUCGUA